Molecule: messenger RNA, 2182 nt
Organism: Vigna unguiculata (cowpea)
Lineage: Eukaryota; Viridiplantae; Streptophyta; Magnoliopsida; Fabales; Fabaceae
Molecular function (GO): protein binding
Source: RefSeq, a predicted model, not a curated record
CUCCUCCUUUCACCUUAUAACCACAUCUACACGAAACCCACUCACUGAAUACCCAUAUAAAAAACCCUAAACUUCUUCUACCUUUCUAUUCCCUCCUCUCUUCUUUCUCUCACACCCCCCCUCCAUAUUCUCUCCCUUUGUGGGAGAAGAAGGGACAACGCUUUUAUGCUCCAACAUUCAUCAGAUUAACUCAAAAAUGGCCAUCACUACUCACACUCUAUCCUCCACAGAAAAAAGACAUUGGUGGCUUACCAAUCGAAAGAUUGUUGAGAAAUACAUCAAAGACGCUCGGAGUCUCAUAGCGACGCAAGAUCAGAGGGAGAUUGUUUCGGCUCUCAACCUUCUAGAAGCUGCUCUGGCGAUUUCUCCCAGGCUGGACCAAGCGCUUGAGCUUAGAGCCAGGGCUCUGCUCUGUUUGCGCCGCUUCAAGGAGGUUGCGGAUAUGCUUCAGGACUACAUUCCCAGCCUCAGAAUCAACGAUGACUCCUCUUCUUCCUCCUCCUCCUCUGUUUCCUCCGACACCUCGAGAGAGGGAGUGAAGCUUCUCUCCUCCUGUGAGUCGCCGGUGCGAGAUCAGAGCUUCAAGUGCUUCUCUGUUUCCGACCUCAAGAAGAAGGUCAUGGCAGGGCUGUGUAAAAACUGCGAGAAGGAAGGGCAAUGGAGAUACUUGGUGUUGGGUGAAGCAUGCUGCCACCUAGGCCUAAUGGAGGAUGCAAUGGUUCUUCUUCAAACGGGAAAGCGUCUUGCAAGCGCUACACUCCGGCGCGAGAGUGUGUGCUGGUCGCAAGACAGCUUCAAUGUUACGAACAUCCAAUUCUCCAGCGACGCCACAAAUGCGCCACCCACAACUCCACCGCGAACUCUUCUUGCGGCGGAUUCCGAGAGCGUGACCCAACUCCUCGGCCACAUAAAGUUCCUCCUCCGGCGACGCGCUGCCGCACUGGCCGCCCUCGACGCCGGGCUCUACUCAGAGGCCAUCCGCCACUUCUCGAAAAUUGUGGACGGCCGGCGUAGCGCACCGCAGAGCUUCCUUGUCGAAUGCUACAUCCUCCGCGCUUCCGCUCACCGUUCCGCCGGUAGAAUCGCAGAGUCAAUUGCGGAUUGUAACCGCGCCCUUGCUUUGGACCCCACUUGCAUUGAAGCACUAGAAACCAGAGCUUCACUGUUUGAAAACAUUCGUUGUUUACCCGAUGCUCUUCACGACCUCGAACACUUGAAGCUCCUCUACAAUUCAAUUUUACGAGACCGCAAGCUUCCCGGUCCUGCGUGGAAGCGCCACAACGUGCGUUAUAGGGAAAUUCCAGGGAAACUCUGCACCCUCACUAAUAAAAUUCAAGAACUGAAACAGAAGCUGGCAUCUGGAGAAACAGGGAACGUCGAUUACUAUGCUUUGAUUGGUGUUCGACGAGGUUGUUCCCGGUCGGAGUUGGAAAGGGCUCACUUGUUGCUUUCCUUGCGGCACAAGCCUGAUAAGGCAACGGGGUUCAUCGAAAGGUGCGAGCUUGCGGAUGAGCGUGAUGUUGAGUUGGUUAAAGAGAGGGCGAAGAUGUCAUCUUUGUUGUUGUAUAGAUUGGUUCAGAGGGGUUACACUACUGUGAUGAGUAACAUCAUGGAUGAGGAAGCUGCUGAGAAGCAGAGAAAGAAGGCUGCUUUGCUUGCUAUUCAAGUGCAGAAAGAGAAACCCGAUGAACCUGAGUUGGUGAGCAAGGUUGAGUGUACCAGGAGCAGCGUGGAAAAUAAUAAUAAUAAUAAUAAUAAAGAUAAUAAUAAUAUUAAUAAUAAUAAUAAAAAUGAUAACAAUAAUAAUAUUGCUCAAAUGUCUCAAAAUAGGUCCAUGGUUUGUUCUUCUACUGUGAAUCCGGCAAUGUUUCAGGGCGUUUUCUGCCGUGACAUUGCGGUGGUGGGAAACUUGCUUUCUCAGGCUGGAUUUAAUCGGUCCAUGCCGGUGAAGUAUGAAGCAUUGAGCUGUUGAUUGAAUUGAACUGCGUAUGAACUGGAAAUGUUGGGUGGGGGAUGUCGGAGAUGGUACGGACAGUGGAAAUCAAAAACAAAAUAUUUAGAUUGCCGGAAAAUUUACCUUUUCAUUUUUAUCUUUCAUUAGUUAUCUUUCUAUUAUCUCUAUUAGAUGUACAGAUUAUGAGUACUGAAAUGCAGAUUCUCUUUUGGGAUGUUUGGUCUUCAA